Messenger RNA from Dothidotthia symphoricarpi CBS 119687, 2929 nucleotides. RefSeq lists its product as uncharacterized. The transcript has a single exon. Lineage: Eukaryota; Fungi; Ascomycota; Dothideomycetes; Pleosporales; Dothidotthiaceae. Bases 164 to 2872 code for a protein of 902 amino acids. The record is from RefSeq and is a predicted model, not a curated record.
ACCCCCCUCCCUUCAUCAUCCAUCAAACCACCCGCUAUUUAAUAAUACAGCAACAGCAACAGCUCUUUCGUUACGGCUGCUUGCUUUGCGUCCAUCGUUUACCCCUAGCAUUACGCUUCUUAAUACCAAAAGAUAAUCCCACUAUCUCGACGUUUGAGUCAAUAUGAAGUACGCUUACACCACUCUUUCCCUGCUGGGCGCUGUCCUCGCUGCCCCCGCUCCCGCUGCCUACGAGGUCGCUGGUGCUGGAGGCUACGGUUAUCCGUCCCAGGACACCCCGAGCUACGGAUAUCCUGUGACGAGCUCCAGCGUCUACUCCGCUCCUCCUCCCGAGAAGAGCUCUGACGGUUACUACCCCGUUCCCCCCAAGCCGACCAGCACUCCCUGUGAGAGCUCGACGUCGUCGACGCCAACUCCCAAGAGUAGCUCCAGCGUCUAUGUUCCUCCUCCUCCCAAGACGAGCUCCAGCGCUUACUACGCUUCCGUUCCUCCUCCUCCUGAAUCGUCCAGCACUCCCUGCGAGAGCUCUUCGUCCCAGAAGGUGUACAGCUCGGUGCCACCUCCUCCUAAGACGACCUCCAGCGUUUACUACCCUCCUCCUCAGAAGUCGACGAACACUCCUUAUGAGAGUUCCUCGUCCGAACAGGGAUACAGCUCGGUUCCUCCUCCUCCCAAGACGACUAGCACUCCCUGCGAGAGCUCCACAUCGUCGACUCCGACUCCCAAGACAAGCUCCAGCGCCUAUAUCCCUCCUCCUCCUCCUCCUCCCAAGACGAGCUCCAGCGCUUACUAUGCGUCUGUUCCUCCCCCUCCCAAGUCGUCCAGCACGCCUUGCGAGAGCUCGACGUCUUCGAAGCCAACCCCCAAGACUAGCUCCACGUCAUCAAAGCCAACUCCCGUGACGAGCUCCAGCAUCUACUCUACCCCUCCUCCCAAGACGAGCUCGACUGCUUACUACUCUUCUGCCCCCCCUCCACCGAAAUCGUCAAGUACGCCUUGCGAGAGCUCCACGUCGUCCACAGCAACUCCCAAGACUAGCUCCAGCAUCUAUUCUUCGGUCCCUCCUCCCCCUAAGACAAGCUCCAGCGUUGUCUACUCUUCAGCUCCUCCACCAACAUCGUCCAGUACGCCUUGCGAGAGCUCCAUGUCGUCCACAUCAACCCCCAAGACUAGUUCCAGCGCCUACUAUUCCAUCCCUCCUCCUCCCAAGUCGAGCUCCAGCGUUGUCUACUCUUCAGUUCCUCCCCAGUCGAGCUCCAGCGUUGUAUACUCUUCUGCUCCUCCCAAGUCGAGCUCCAGCGUUGUCUACUCCUCGGUUCCUCCCCAGUCGAGCUCAAGCGUUGUUUACUCUUCGGUUCCCCCUCCCAAGACUAGCUCCAGCGUUGCCUACUCUUCAGUUCCUCCCCCUAUGUCGAGCUCCAGCGUCGUCUACUCUUCGGUUCCUCCACCAAAAUCGUCCAGUACGCCUUGCGAGAGCUCCACCUUAUCCACGCCAACCCCUAAGACUAGUUCCAGCGCCUACUAUUCCGUCCCUCCUCCUUCCAAGUCGAGCUCGAGCUCCAGCAUUGUCUACUCUUCGGUCCCCCCUCCCAAGACUAGCUCAAGCGUUGUCUACUCCUCAGUUCCUCCCCCCAUGUCAAGCUCCAGCGUCGUCUACUCUGUUCCUCCCCCUAAGACUAGCUCCAGCGUCUCCAUGUCAAGCUCUAGCGUUGUGUACUCUUCGGCUCCUCCCAAGUCGAGCUCCAGUGUCGUCUACUCUUCAAUUCCGCCUCCUAAGUCGAGCUCCAGCGUCGUUUACUCUUCGGUUCCCCCCAUGUCGAGCUCCAGCGUUGUUUACUCUUCGGUCCCCCCUCCUAAGACAUCCAGCACUCCUUGUGAGAGCUCCACUUCGCAGGUCUCCAGCUCGGUGCCUCCUCCCAAAACGACCACUACGUCUGUGAAGCCCAGCACGACACCCGUCGUCCCUUCAUCCUCCAAGCCGGCUGUCUCCUCGUCUUACCCCGUGGUCCCACCCGUGGUACCUUCAUCUUCUAAGUCGGCCAUGACGUCUUCUUAUCCCGCGGUACCUUCAUCAUCGAAGCCGGCCAUUUCGUCGUCGUACCCCGUAGUCCCUCCCCAGGCUCCAUCGUCGUCCAAGUCGGUCAUGACAUCUUCUUACCCCGCGGUACCUUCAUCUUCGAAGCCAGCCGUCCCGUCGUCAUACCCUGUGGUCCCUCCCCAGGUUCCAUCCUCGUCCAAGCCAGUCAUCUCAUCUACCUACCCGGUUAUCCCUCCCCAGGUCCCGUCGUCCUCGGAGGCGGUCAUGUCGUCUACCUACCCUGCGGUCCCUACGUCGUCUAAGCCAGCCGUCCCAUCUUCUUACCCCGUGGUUCCUCCUCAGGUUCCCUCUUCUUCCGUGCCGGUUCCGUCAUCUUCCAAGCCAGUCGUGCCCUCGUCAUACCCCGUGGUUCCUCCUCAGGCUCCUUCGUCCUCCAAGCCGGCUGUUUCAUCGACCUAUCCCGUCGUACCUCCUCAGGUUCCCUCUUCUUCCAUGCCGGCUGUUCCAUCGACCUACCCUGUCGUACCUCCUCAGGUUCCCUCUUCUUCCAUGUCGGCUCCUUCAUCGUCCAAGCCAGUCGUGCCCUCGUCUUACCCCGUGGUUCCUCCCCAGGUUCCUUCGUCUAAGCCGGUUGUUCCCUCGUCUUCGGCCCCGGCUCCUCCUGUCAGCAGCCACUACUCCCAGAUCUCUACCUCCAAGGUCCCAUCGACCACACCAGCAGCGACACCAUCGACCACGCAACCAGCUGUGUCGACCUACACUGGUGCCGCGCCCGCUGCGACACCUUUCGGUCUUGCUAUGGCCGGUGCUCUCGCUUUGGUCAUGAUGGUCUAAGUGGGUUGACCGGGACAAUUACAACACGAAUUUGGUGUAGCAUUAUCCCAAACACUU